This is a messenger RNA of Aspergillus homomorphus CBS 101889, 1554 nucleotides long. RefSeq lists its product as uncharacterized. The coding region runs from base 120 to 1256 and encodes 378 amino acids. The record is from RefSeq and is a predicted model, not a curated record. Lineage: Eukaryota; Fungi; Ascomycota; Eurotiomycetes; Eurotiales; Aspergillaceae. The transcript is spliced from 3 exons.
GUACUCCGUACCUCUCCACGCGUCUCCGUCGCAGUCAACCCAACUCAACUCACCUCUACUAUACUCAACAAAACAAUGUCCAUCCCUAUAACUCUCUAAAAAAAACCCACCCAAGGACAAUGCCCCGCAACCUCCCCUGGCUCCUCGAGACCACCUCAACCAAAAACUCCCCUUCAUCUCGAGACACCACCCCGCCCGCACGACCACGCUCACGCCGCGCGACAGCAUCCACGAAACAAAAUGCGCCCACCCCCGGACCAAGUUCCAACUCGCGACCCCGCCACCGAGACUUCCUGAGAUCCUCACCAACACCGCCCUCCUCCCCAAUCCACCGCUGUCCAUCGGAAGAAUACAUACUCCCAAGCGACGAAAUCUACAUGAUGGUCGAAGACGAAUUCUACGCCGUCGCACAGACCUUCACGCAGCAUCUGCAUUACGCUGAAUACGUGCGCCGGAAGAAGGAGGUGAAGGCGUUGAAGCAGUUACAACAAUUUCAGAAGGAUGGACCGCUGCGGCCGACGGAUGGGGUUACGGUGUUGAGUGAGGAGCAGAAGAGGGUUCAGGCGCGGGGGGCGUUAGAAGCUAAGCAAAGGGUUGGGCUUGAGAGGUUGGGGGGUGGUGGGAGGCCGGUUGUUGAUAGUGAUGAUGAUACAGGAGACGAUGUGGGGGAUAAUCUGGGGCAGGAGGAGGAAGAGGAUGAGACUUGGGCGGGCACUUCGUUGCAUGAGUUGAUGGUUAGUCCUCGGAAGGUGCGCUCGUUGGUUGGGAUGCAGGGGAUUCGGUCUUCGACGAGGGCGGCGGCUGGGUUUGCGGUGGCGGGGACGGGGAGAGAUAUCGGGGAUGGUGAAUAUGAUGAAGAAACCGCAUCUGAUGACGACGAUGACCUGGACGCGCAUGUGAAACUGGAGACAACACCCACGGCGCAAAGGCGCUCACACAUGUUACGCUCGACAAGCUCGGAUUCGAAGACGUCAGACACCAAAACUACAACUCCCAGGGCCGAAAACGCGCGAUCUAUGAAUACUACCAGUACAGCUACAGCUACAUAUCGUACACCAACUCCUUCUUCCAUUAAUGCCAAGAGGAGAUUAUUCUUUGACGACUGGGACCAGCUGCCAGAGCCGCCCGAGUCGACCGUCCAGGGACAAUCCCGCCUGUCGUCGUCGUCCAGUGAAACUCCACCGCCGAUCCCCCGCGCCAGUGAUCCCAAGGCAAAGAAAUCGCGUCUCAACGAAGUGCCAACCUUCCUUCUUUAAAGCUGUCGGUUCCCAAGUGGCGUGCGAACAUUGCGUGCGAGCCUACACGCUGUGUGUGCGGCGUGACAAGGUGGUUGACACCGGGAUUUUUGGUUUGUGUCGCCGUCGCCGUCAUCGUCGUCGUUGUCUUUCUGGAGUAGUAUGCUUCUCAUUCCUCUUCGGAGGGCAGUGGCUUCGCGGCGGCCCGAACACUCAACUUGCGGACAUGAGUCUUGAUCUUGUCCCGGGUGGACGGUUGACGUUCGGUGGCCGUGAUGGCGAUGUCCUUCUCCUUCUCGAAAGUCGAUCCACGACUGUG